Propithecus coquereli (Coquerel's sifaka) is the source of this 1731-nucleotide messenger RNA. It is a transcript of the gene KPRP, whose product is annotated as keratinocyte proline-rich protein. Bases 1 to 1731 code for a protein of 576 amino acids. The record is from RefSeq and is a predicted model, not a curated record. The transcript is spliced from 2 exons. Lineage: Eukaryota; Metazoa; Chordata; Mammalia; Primates; Indriidae.
AUGUGUGACCAGCAGCAGAUUCAGUGUUGCCUGCCGCUCCCACAGUGUUGUGUCAAGGGUUCCUCUUUCUACUCCUCUCAGUCCCCCUUUGCCAACAACCAGGUGGUGGUUCAAGCCCCUUGUGAGAUGCAGAUCGUGGAGUGCCCUGCACCAUGCCCAGUUCAAGUUUCCCAGGCUCCAUGCCAGGCUCCAAGCCAGUCCCAGACCACGAAGGUGAAGGGCCAGUCUAAGACCAAGCAGGGGAAGGGCCAGGCUCCAAGCCAGUCCCAGACCACCCAGGUGAAGGGCCAGGCUCUGUCCCAGUCUCAAGUUUCCUAUGUUCAAUGCCAGGCUCCAGGCCAGUCUGAGGUUUGCUACCUGCAAUGUGAAGCCCCACAGCCUGUUCAGACUUGCUAUGUAGAAUGUUCUCCAGUUUGUUGUACAGAAACUUGUUAUGUGGAAGGCCCAGUCCAGACCUAUGUACCCUACCCAGCUCCUCAGUCUGUCCAGACUUAUGUGGAACGUGCCCCAGUGUGCCAGACUCAGGGAAGAUUCUCUACCCAGGGCCAGUAUCAGGGUUCCUACAGAAGAUCCACCCCCCAGUUCCAGCAGCGGGCUUCCUACAGCAGCUGUGCCCCCCAGUUCCAGCCACGGGCUUCCUACAGCAGCUGUAUCCCCCAGUUCCAGUCACGGUCCCGGGCUUCAUUUAGCACUUGUGUGCCCCAGUGCCAGACCCAAGGCUCCUACGGGAGCUUCACUGCAGAGCGCAGGUCUCGGAGCACCAGCAGAUGCCUCCCUUCUCGCCGGCUGGAGCCUUCUCCCCGCAGUUGUUCCCCACCACGACGUUCUGAGCCCUACUACAGCAGCUACCUGCCAUCGCGAUCCUCUGCAGGUUACCCUAACUACUGCACCCCACCCCGCCGCUCUGAACCCAUCUCUGCCAGCCACUGUCAUCGGGGCCCCACUUCAGACUGCUCUCAGAGAUGCAGACCCAAGUGCCGUAUAGAGAUUUCCUCCCCCUGCUGCCCCCGGCAGGUUCCCCCACAAAGGGGUCGUGUUCAAAUUCCUCCCAUCCGACGCCGCUCCCAGAGCUGUGGCCCACAAACCUCCUGGGGUGCCUCCUGCCCAGAGCUGAGGCCACACAUGGAGCCACGUCCGCUCCCAAGCUUCUGUCCACCACGGCGUCUUGACCAACACCCAGAGCCAUCACUGCAGAGAUAUCCAUUUCCUGCUCCACGUCCACGUCCACGCCCAGAACGAUGCGCAAGUCCAGAACUCCGUCCGUGCCCUCCACCAAGGAGACUUUCAGAGCCUUGUUUGCGCCCAACACCACUUCCAGCACCACGUCUAGCUCCACGUCCAGCUUCCCGCCCUCGCCCAGUGCAGUGUGAGAUUCCAGGGCCACGACCAUUCCCACAGCGCUGUCAGUCCCCAGAGCCUCAUCCACGGCCAGAGCCAAUUCCUUUGCCAGCGCCCUGCCCAAGCCCAGAGCCGCUCGGGGAGCCUUGGCACUAUCCCAGCCCUUGCCCCAGCCCAAAUCCAAGUCCAUGCCCAGGAGACCUAGGCUGUCAUGAGUCUAGUCCACGCCACCUAGACACCGAGGCUCCCGGCUGUGGCCCAUCCAGUUGUAACCAGGGGCAAGAGAGUGGUGCUGGUUGUGGACCUGGUGAUGUGUUUCCAGAACCACAGGGUCAGGGAGGUUGUGGAGACCAAGGCAAUACCUGUGCUGGGGCCAACGGUGCCUAUUUUUAA